Messenger RNA from Tripterygium wilfordii, 2957 nucleotides. RefSeq names its product probable E3 ubiquitin-protein ligase ZFP1. The record is from RefSeq and is a predicted model, not a curated record. The transcript is spliced from 7 exons. Lineage: Eukaryota; Viridiplantae; Streptophyta; Magnoliopsida; Celastrales; Celastraceae. Gene Ontology annotation, molecular function: ubiquitin protein ligase activity. The coding region runs from base 1011 to 2639 and encodes 542 amino acids.
UUUCUUCCAUCAGAAUACCUGUUCUUUUAUUUUUUCUUUGCUUUGAUGCAUUGAAAUGUGUUUUUUUUUCCUUGUUAAGAGUUAAAUUCCCCCUCCCUUCAACACACUGCUAAUCAAGUAAUACUUUGCUUGUUUGCUGUAUUGUAGGCCAGUAGUUGUUUGCUGAUAUUGUAGAGAGUUGUCCUUCAGGGAUUUCUUUUGGAGUUAUAAGUUGAGAUAAUUAUUUCUCUCACAAGUCCACAAAAUAUGUAUUUAGUAUUCAUUUAAACUUUGGCAUUCGCAACGUGAGUUCAAUUUUUUUAAUGAUAACAAUGUUUUGUAAACUUUUAAAAUUAAUUAUACUUCAGAUGACGUGAAGAAGUGGUAAAAAAAGUAAACAACAUCCGUGCACAAGGCUAGGAAGUAAAAACAAUAUGAAUAUAUUCGUUUUUAUCGGAGAAAAUAAAUUUCUUCUAGAUUUUCUACUGAAUAAAUGAGAUGUAAUAUAUUGUGGCAGGAUAGAGUGAGGGUUGUUUAUUGAGAAUUCAAUGGAAACAGAAUGGUGUGCUCCCUUAGCUCAUUAUAUGUGUGUAUAUGUUUUAAAGAAACAAAAGCAAAAUGAUAGCAAUGAGUUGUUUUGAAGUUUCAAGUCUGUUCGUUCUACUGAAUUGCUUCUCUGUACCAGAAUGGUACAUCUUUGCCUUUAUCGCUUUAGAAGAUAAUUUUUUUGAUGGAAGUUGGAUCUUGGUAUUUUGACCAGCAUCUUCCUUGCUUUAUGUUUAUGUUAUGCUUUCAAAUGUCAAUUCCCUCUUUAUUAAUUGACCUUGUUGUUACUCUCUUUUUUUCUCAUGAAUUUGGUUUAUUUUUCGGUUGAAUAGCUAUUCUUUAGAAAUUGAAAGGAGACAAAAGGGGUCAUGUUCCAGUGACGUGCUUGCUGCUCACAAGCUUCUUUGCCCUUUUCACGGCUGUGGUCUUCAUCUCAAUCUCAUUCCCGAGUGUAAUUAUUCUGAGCUUUCAAUUUAUACUGGGUAAUGGGGCAUAGACAUCCAUUUACAGCUGCAGCUCAAAUGUUUGAAGGUGAAGAUGAUCAUACUUGGAACCAUAUGCAUAUGGAGCGACCUUAUAUGAAUUUAGCACAGAAUGGCUUCUUUAAUCCCAUAGAAAGUACGAAUGUGGAUGCAGUGCCGUUCUCUUCUCAUUGGAAUCCUGCUCUGAUGUCAAAUAUGUAUAAUUCCUUGAGUCAUAAUGAAGUAUCGCAUCAUCAACCAAACCCUCCAGGCUCAUCUUACAAUCCUUUUGUCCAUCUGCCACCUGGUGGAGCCUUUUGUAUGGUACCAGAGGACUAUGUGCACCAUGCAUCAUCUUCCAACGUUGACCAACAGACAUUCCAUGGAGCUGAGGGCAGUUUUGUUGAUCUUACUAUGGGAAAUGGUAGAGUGCCACACAAGCGGAAAAGCCCUGGAAUACCUGACACGCGUGAGAGAGGCAGUAGAAAUGGAUGUUAUUCUGCGGGAAGCUCCUCUAACCACAACUUGUCCUCUGAAUGGCAGUCAUGGACACCAAAUUUAGAUUCUCAACAAAUGCCUAGGGAACACAUUUCCAUGAACCCGAGUUAUAGAGGCAAUGGCCUAUCUGUUAGGUCUGAUUGUUCGAUGAGGAAUGUGAGAAGUCGUCCUGCCCUUGAUUUGGAAUCCAACCAUGCUGGGACCUAUUUGUCAAGCAUUCCUCCCCCCAGCUCCUAUCCCACAAACUGCCCCAAUGAUUAUUCUUCUAGCUCAUUGGAUUUCUUUGGUGAGACAUCUUCCACCUUGACACGGGAUUUGAGCCAGGUGUCAUCAGUUCAUGGAAGGAAUCUAGUUUCAGAUACUGGUGGCAAUCAUGAAACAAAUCACUUCCAUCUUGGAGACAGUGCUAGUAAUCCAUCUCCAGAAAUUGGGGGAUACCAUCAUGAUUACGUUUUGGGCAGACAUGCCAUAAAUAGUCAGAGUUUUAAUGGUGCCUCAACUAAUUCCGUGAGGGGUGUUCGUAGUAGCUAUUCUCAAAGAUCUGGCCCAGCUUUGCGGCCAUCUUCUAGCGGUUUGCGGUUGGGACAUGUUGCACCUUCAGAUGAGGGAUUGCAAUUAUUUGCUGAAAGGUAUUCCGCUGGACAUUCGAGACCAUUGCCCUCCAUUCCAUGGCAUGGCAGUGACAGGAUUGGGAGGUCAAGGGCAUCCAAUGAGAGAUAUAGAUUGCUAUCUGAUGAGACCAGUCUUCGUGAUCAACUUUCAUCUGAGGCGUUUAUGAUUGUGGAGCGAUCAGCCUUGUACGGGUCCAGAAAUGCAUUUGACCACCGCAGGGACAUGAGCCUAGAUGUCGACAACAUGAGCUAUGAGGAAUUGCUUGCACUUGGGGAAAGGAUCGGCACCGUUAGUACAGGGUUGUCUGAAGGCGCAGUAGUAAAGUGUUUAGCAGAGACAAUACACUUUUCCUCUGGUCAAUUCCAGAACAGAGGAUCUUGUGCAAUAUGCCUGGAAGAGUACAAGGACAUGGAAGAUGUUGGGAGCCUGAAGAAUUGUGGUCAUGAUUAUCAUGCAAUCUGCAUUAAAAAGUGGUUAUCAAUAAAAAAUUUGUGUCCCAUCUGCAAGGCUUCUGCUCUGGAUGAUGAUUCCAAGGGAAAGUAACUUAAAUUUAUGCCCUGAGGUUUUAAUCCUUCUAUAUAGAUAUCUAUACAUUUAGACUUGGAGACAUUUCCCUCAAAUGAAGAGAACAGGGGGAAAAAUUUGUAAGGGAAUGCCUUUUUAAACUCCCAUUCGUUAAUUAGUAACAGUUAAUUAAAGAAAAAAAGCAGCAUUAGUGGUACUACUUAUGUGAUAGCUGGGUAUGCAAUCAAAGUAGAAUAUGCGAGCGUCUGAGACUCGGGUGGUGAGUAGAUAGAUUUGCAUUGCAUUGUUGAAGUUGAUGAUGAAUAUAUAUGAUAAUGAUUGCAUCAGUUCUCUCUU